CGCCCAGCCGCCGCCCCGCCCGACCCUGCCGCCGCUGUGGGCGAGCUCCUGGGGGAGGGGGCGGAGGCCAGCGCGGACGGGACGGGGCGGGAGUCAUCGCGGCAACGUGCGCGGGGCCGCAGCCGCGCAGACACCGCCCGGGCCACAGACACCUUCGCUCCUCGUAGCUGCCUCCGCGUCCCAGCCUAGCUCUGCGGCAGGCAGGAGGAGCCGCCGGAUCUCGACUCCGGAGUUCGCGGCUGUCGCCAGGCUUCCCCGAGCGGCGCCGACGCUCCCGCCGUCCGGACGCGCGACCCUGCGCCAGCGCCGCAGCCACCUGCUCCGAGUCUCCGGGCGAGCACAACCAUGCGCCCCACUCCGGAGCUCUCCGUGCUGCUGCUGCAGCUGGUGCUGCUACUGUCGCCUCCAUCUCUCUCCCAGAAUGAUGGAAAUGAGACUAGCACAUCUGUUAUCAAAUCUAGCACUGUCCAGAGCCACCAAGGCACCUCGGUAGCGACAACGAAUACAGCACCAACAAAACUCACAACUGAUAGCCCAGUGACAACUACAUUUUCUGCAGCCCAGCUGAGCAACCCUACAUCAUCCAAAACCUCAGUCCAACCUUCGACGACUAUUCCGACCUCCAGGGACGAUCAAAGCAGUGGCGGUCCGACUACAACGUCCAGUGGCUCCGAACAGGACAAGACUAAAACCAGCUCCCCCAGUAGCACUGCGGCCACUAGUAGCAGUGGACAGACGAUUUCCUCUGGAAGCAAGAGUGGGGACGGUCUUACCACAGCCCCACCAACCACUUUGGGGCUAACCAAUCACGUCUCUUCUCAGACUACUGACAUUACUACCUCCUCAAAGCUUCCUUCUACUCCCACAACGGACAGCACAGAAAGCCCUCACCAGCCUGUGGCUUCUUCUUCACAGAGCACAGAGAGCCAUCCUGGGGGACAGCACACCCCUACUGCUGUUCCCAGCAGCCCUGGCUCCGUGUCUAGCACUGACAACUCUACACUGUCAUGGAAGCCUGCUACACACCAAUCACUGGGCACCUCUGAGGCCACUCAGCCCAUCACCAGCCAGGUGCCAGCCGUCACUACAUUGCCUGUCUCCACAACGCUGCAGCCUACAGGGUCUCCAAUGGGAACUGAGGUCGUGCCUACGACUGAAGGGUCCACGCACCCCGACUCUAAUUGGACUCCCGUGGUCCCUCAAGGCCCCAGCACACCCUCUCCCAUCUGGACCUUUAAGAACUAUAUGUUAAAAUGCGAUCCUCCCAUACUGCCAGACGAGGAACUCCUCAUUCUGAACUUCACAAGAGGCAACCUUUGCGAAGGGAGCCCUCCGGAUGAAAGACUCGUGGAACUGCUGUGUUACUCAGUCAAAGCCUCCUUCAAGCCAGCUGAGGAUUCGUGUGUUCUCCAGUUGGCCCCUAUCCUAAAGGACCAGGCAGUGGCAGUGAAGAGAAUCAUUAUUGAGACGAAACUUUCUCCUAAGACCGUGUAUGAACUGCUGAAGGACAGAUGGGAUGACCUGACAGAGGCCGGAGUCAGUAACAUGAAGCUGGGGAAGGAAGGCCCUCCAGAGGCCAACGAGGAUCGCUUCAGCCUGCCCCUCAUCAUCACCAUUGUCUGCAUGGCGUCCUUCCUGCUCCUCGUGGCUGCCCUCUACGGCUGCUGUCACCAGCGGAUCUCCCAGAGGAAGGACCAGCAACGACUCACAGAGGAGCUGCAGACAGUAGAGAAUGGUUACCAUGACAACCCAACCUUGGAAGUGAUGGAGACUCCUUCUGAGAUGCAGGAGAAGAAGGUGGUCAACCUUAAUGGGGAGCUGGGGGACAGUUGGAUCGUCCCCCUGGACAACUUGACCAAGGAUGACCUAGACGAGGAGGAAGACACACACCUCUGAUCAGCCUGUCAGCCACCCCAUCUGCACUGCAGCGCUCCAGACCACCCAACGUGCCAUUUGGACAGGGGGCAGUGUCCCACCUGACGACAGAAAGACUGGGGAGGGAGAAUGGACCCAGGGUUGUCUCCCUCCUCCCAAUCCCCACAGGGCCUUAAUUUUGCCUUUCAAGUUCAACCAAGUCACAGUCUGUCUAGUUCCCUCACGUAAAAUGACCUACUGACCUACUUGUGCCUGAGCACAGAGCCACGGGAAGGCAAGAAGAUGGCGAACGACAUGUGAGAGGCUCCGGAGCUCCUCUAGGAACAGCACCCUCUCAUCUCCUAAGAUGACCAAGGCCUUAAGAGGUCAGGUGACUUGCGCAGGGCCACACAGCCAUUUGGUGACAAAGGUUGUUUCCCUCAGUCUGCUUCAUAGCAUCAAGACACACUACUGUGUUCAUCUGUGCUCAUUCCCCAAGACACCAGACACUUGCAGGAGGGCAGGCUGGAAAGAGAACCAAGCCUCUAAGGUCUCAAGGACAGGUCCCAAAUUCCCAUCUCCUAGAAUAUGGCCUCUGUUAGCUUGGAUCCUGCCUCCCUUGAGUCAGUCUUUGGUCCCAUUGUUUCCCGGGCAUGGCUUUGAACCUCUUGUUCUAUAUUCUGAUUUCUUUGCCUUUGCUUAGUGGGAUUGGGACCUAACUCACAGGCCUCAGUAUCUAAUGGAGUCUGCCUCAGGGGUGGGUGGGCAGGCAGAGAGAAAGGAAGCUUACAUUCAGAUAGCGUCCUCCCUCCCGGCAGCUGAUUCUGUGCUGACACUGGCCUAUCAUUCAAGACGCUCCCUAGAACACACUCCUCAAAAUCUCCUCUGGGCUUCGGCUCCCACUAGAAACAAAUCUGCAGUGGCUACUGAAAGCAAGAUGUUCCUUUUUCAUCAUGACUCCUCAAAACCUAGUGUCACAGAGCAGUUGUCUAGGGACAGACAUGUCCCGGGGUCCCAACUGGUCCCUGAUUGGCAAAUGUGUCUCAGCAGACAAUCGAUCUAACCUACCAGGCAUUAUUGUUCUACAGGAAGCUCAGGGACUUUUCAAGUUACUGAGAACUUGGGUUGGUGUGUUGUGGUGGUGUGUGUGUGUGUGUGUGUGUUUGUUUAAUUCAUCUCCUUACUGCCAAAGGCCAAAGCUCAGAUCCUGGAGGCUGUUAGCUAAUUCCGUCAGUUUGUACCCUCCUUUGCUGUGGAGAAAGGCCCAGAAUGUGCAGUUUUGAGAUCCCUUUGCCUACUCUCCCAGCAUGGAGCCAGGCUUUUGUUUCCGUGUUCUUAGUAGCAUUCCAGCUCUCCCAUUUCCGAUGGCAUCUCAGGGAAACAUAAAACCAUGCCUCGUACCUAGCACAGGGUCUUUACAGGGUCAGCAGUGUCAAGCAGUCAUGUACAAGGCUGCUGAGGGCCAGCAUCGUGAUGUCUCAUCUGGUUUUCUGAAGAAGGGGUGAGGGGACCCUGUGAGGAGCUUUGAACAUGGUCCCUGGUUUGUAUUGUUCUUGGGCAUAAGUUCUCAUGACUGUCUGGUUUGGAGCAGCUUAAUUUAAAAGGGGAGUUGGGGGUACAGACAGGUGUCCUCUGCCCAAUUCCAUCUUUACAGCUGUCACUCUGAGAUACAGGCUGGGGAGAAAAGGCUGACAUAAGUCAGGGAAGGCUCUCAGUGAGUUUCACAAGAGCUUGAAAAAAUGCUAACAAGAACUUGCAAGCACCUUGGGCUGCUUCUCUCAGAUUUGUAGGGAAGGGCGGGGCGCAGUGCCAACUGGGGGUGGGGCGGAAGAAUUAGGCCUGUUUGUUCCCUGCAUUAGGCGCUGUCACCCAGGGGGCUCUGUUCUGUCAUGGCCUGAGAGGCAGGCAGGAUUUCUCCUUUGCUACAGUCAGUGGGGCAAGGCCAUCUGACAGACAGCAAAUGCUCUUUCUGCAAACUGGUCACAGAUUUCAACCCUGCAGCCUGUCAGAUAUGACUAUAAUAUUAGACAACAGAAACUAUGUCUGGGCUGGAGGAAUAGCCACAGCCCUACCUAGGCUGUGCUACCUGGCCCAGCGUCCCUUCCUGUGUAGCCUUUAAUACAGCUUGAGAAUCUGAUACUUGGCCUUCCCUUGCUCUUACUGCUGGGACAUCUGUUCAACAGGUCUUGCUGCUAGUACCUAUAAAAGUCGUCUUCCUGUGUUUAUUACUGGGUUUUUAGAGCUGUCUGUUAAUUCAGAGUCUUAGGCCCAGUCUGAGACAAGGAAGGGGGUUGGGGGGGGGGGUGACUUUAGAACCAGCUGUACCAAAGAGAAAUCUGAGCUCUUCAUCUCAGUGGAAAAUGGUUUUCCCCAGCUGCAAACCCCAAGGGCCUGAUGGCUGUGACUGUGCUAAUCAGCUGAGCAUGUGGCACUGGGCAGUCUGCCUGCAGAACAGGCUCUAGAGUCACCUAGGACACUCAUGAUUCCUAUCUUCCCUGACAGAGAAAGCCAGCAGGUGGUUGAGUUUUAUUGGGUUUUUGGUUUGUUUGUUUUGUUUUGUUUUGUUACUUUUUGGGUAAUACACUGAUGAAACUUUAAAGAGCAAGUUGAAGUUGACAAGAUCGAUGCAUGUUUUUGACAAUGUAAAUACAAGAGCCACAUGUUUAUUUACCCUGUACUACUUUCAGAAGAAAAAUUUGAUAGCUAAGCCUCCCUCCCCACUUCUGAACAAGAAUGUAAGUGUUUUUAGUAGAAAUGACUUUUUUAAAAAUGAAGAACACAAGACGGGCUGGUAACAGACAUAUCUGCCUUGUAGAUAGGGGAUUUAAAUUUUUUAAAAACUAGCCUUGCUCCUCCCCAGCCAGGUCUCAGUCCUGCUGCAGUUCAGGCUGGAGGUGAGAAUGGUCUGUGACGGUCACAGGGAAGUUUUGGAGACUUUCUGCAGGAAAGCACGUCUGAAGCCACAAAGACUCUCCCCGGGGACAGAGACAAGAUGAAGACAUGCAUCCCAGACUGCCCGCCCUGUGCUGCAUGUUUCUCAAGAACAGGGGAUGCAGGACUGCAACUUCGAGGUACAAGGUUAAUACAGGAUACCGCCAGUCCUUCGUCACAACAACCCCGAGGGCUGGGAGGACACAAGGGACACAAAGGACCGUGCACUGGGCUCUGGAGCCACAUGGUCCAAGGUGUAAAUAAACAUUCUGGGGGCUUGGUUUUUGUUUGUUUAGUUUUUCCUGUCAGGAAAUAAUUUUGAAAACUCCCUGAGGAACGUCCAGUGGAACUAGGAUCAAAGGGAGUGGCACAGAUGAAGGCAGGGAGGGGCGGGUGCUGUCAAGCAGCCUUUGUCACUGUCAGGUUGUCAGGUGUCGUCUGAUGCUUCCCUAGGGUCUGCGGAGAACCCACCACUGGCCGGGAUGGCUGGUUCAUGGGGCCUUUCUGUUUCUUUGUGAAUGUUAACCAGCUGCCCAGGAGAUUGGGGGAGUGUAUGUCGUAGUGGACAGGGGUCUAAAAUACACUGGAAUUUAUUGAGAGAUUAUAGUUAACUAUUGCAUUUUCUUAUAAAGUAUAUUUUCGAAAAUUGUACACUGUCAAUUAAAAUGCUUUUGUGUAAGCUGG
Messenger RNA from Apodemus sylvaticus (European woodmouse), 5469 nucleotides. RefSeq names its product podocalyxin like (gene Podxl). The coding region runs from base 346 to 1896 and encodes 516 amino acids. The record is from RefSeq and is a predicted model, not a curated record. Gene Ontology annotation, cellular component: microvillus membrane; apical plasma membrane. Gene Ontology annotation, biological process: negative regulation of cell-cell adhesion; cell migration; regulation of microvillus assembly. NCBI's taxonomy places the organism in Eukaryota, Metazoa, Chordata, Mammalia, Rodentia, Muridae. The transcript is spliced from 8 exons.